This is a messenger RNA of Phytophthora megakarya, 357 nucleotides long. The record is from the annotation of a GenBank genome assembly. NCBI's taxonomy places the organism in Eukaryota, Oomycota, Peronosporomycetes, Peronosporales, Peronosporaceae.
AUGUUGGAGGGCGAGGCCUAUCGCCCUGAAGUGUCGGAGAAGCUGGCGGACUUGAUCAAGGGUUUAUUAUCUGCGAAGAUGAUCAAUUACUCUAGAUCACCGUGGGCUUCCCCGAUCGUGGUGAUCAUCAAGAAGAACGGAGUGGAUAUCACGCUGUGCAUCGAUUACCGGUUGGUUAACAGUCUAACCCAGCUGAUGUUCUACCCGAUGCCCUUGAUCAACGACUUACUCGAAGAUCUGGAGUCGACACUCUGGUUCUGUUCUUUGGAUAUGGCAAGUGGAUUUUGGGUAGUGAAAAUGACGGAUCGUGCUCGUUUGAUCUCGGCGUUUAUCACUCCUUUUGGGUUAUUUGAGUAG